ACUGCUAAUGAAAACUCCAGUUGUGCGUUGUGUCACAGCUUGAAAUUGAGUUUACUGAUCGUGGAAUUUGCAGAUAAUCCCUAACUUUGCACUUCUCCUCCACAUACAAUUUUCGGCCGUGACUUCGGGUCUUCAGCACAGUCGGGCCCCCCUUUAGCCCCGGGCCCAGUACAGGUGUAGCCCCUGUACCUCACUACUUUUCUUUAUAUUCUAAGGCUACAGGCACACAGGCUGAUGGCUCUAGCUGUUUUCAGGCUGCAUAUUUUUCAAUCAACCACAAAAAACACAAUGUUAGUUCUUCAAGAUAUAUAUAAUUCUCCAGCCGAUCGUCUCCUCCAGCUGUGUAAAAUCUGCCUACCCCUGCCUUGACUGCGACUUUUAACCCCCACUAUGUCCACCCCUUCAUGUUUUUCCCCACCCACCUGGGGGGAGGGAGGGUUCCUGCUUGAUUCUAUGCUCAGCCCCCCUCCCCAGUCCGUGCUGGCUCCCAGUCCAGAGUACAAUAGGCCUCAUACGCCUCCGUUUAAUCCACUGCAGCUCCUUUUAGACAAUUGCACUUAGAUAUAUGCAAUUCCCCUCAGAUUGGCACCUUUCCGUCACAACGGUAAAGGCCCAGCCCACCUCCUUUUUCCCAGCAUGCAACACUUUGAAAACAAAACCCCACGUGACAGCCGGUGUCAAGAAGCUGUCAUGGCGUCUCCCAGUGGGAAGGGAGCUCGGACCUGGCAGGAUCAAGCUGUCGCAGGGGGAAGUGGCAGCCCAAGACGGGGCACAGACUUAGUGGACUCAGUUGACGAUGCGGAGGGGCUGUACGUGGCGGUGGAGAGGUGCCCUCUAUGCAAUACAACCCGCCGGAGACUGACCUGCGCUAAAUGCGUCCUGAGCGGCGACUUUGUGUUCUUUGACGGCCGGGACACCGAGACGUUUGCUGACAAGAGACAAAGAUUAAAUCACCUCCAUGACACGCAGCUGGACUUCCAGAAACAAGUUGCCAAAGCAAUAGAAGGAAAGCUGUGUGCCGAUAAACUGAAAUGGAAGAUCAUGUCCUGCAAAAUGAGGCUCGAGCAACUGAAGCAAAGCAUCACCAAUGGCAAGGAAGAGAUCUCAAAAAAUUCGACUUUCCUCCUCAAGUUGAAAGAAGACAACCAGAAACUUUACCGUAGGGCUCAGUGGCAUCAGGAGAAAAAAGAAAAAAUCCAGAGGCGAAACCGUAAACUGAGCGAUAUGGUGGAAAAGAGAAAUCAUGAUCUGAAAAACCAGCAUGCGCAGUUGGCUCAGCUUCGCAGGUCACAUAUUCUUGAGUUGACAUCAGUCAUCUUUCCUAUCGGUGAAGUCAAGAACAUAACAAGGGAUCCAGCUGACGUCUCAUUUGAAAGUGAUAAUGCAAUGACCUCAAGCACUGUGAGCAAACUGGCAGAAGCAAGAAGGACCACUUACCUUUCUGGAAGGUGGGUGUGCGAUGAUAAUAAUGGAGAUACCAGCAUUAGUAUCACAGGGCCGUGGAUUACUCUGCCCAACAAUGGAGAUUACUCAGCCUAUUACAACUGGGUAGAAGAAAAGAAGACCACGCAAGGGCCAGAUAUGGAGCACAACAAUCCCGCUUACACCAUUGGUGCUGCAUUAUGCUAUGCAACUCAGCUUGCCAAUACUCUGUCACAUAUAUUAAAUGUCAAUCUUCCUAGAAAGCUUUCUAAUAGUGAAUUUUGUGGGGAGAAUCUGAACCGCUGGAAGUUCAAUCGUGCUGUUAAUAAGCUGAAUUCCAACAUCUUAUAUUUAUGCUUUUCACAGCAUGUGGACCUGGACUUGCUCCAUCCCUUACAUACGCUCAGGAACCUCAUGUACUUGGUUAGCCCACAAAGUGAAAACCUGGGAAGGUCUGGCCCCUUUGAGAUCAGUGCAGAUCUGGAAGACUCCAUGGAAUUUGUAGAUCCCAGUGGAGCAGGGGAAACGGAUGAGAGUGGAGACGAGCACAUCAGUGAUGAAGAGACUGAUUUAGGAACGGAUUGGGAAAAUCUGCCAAGCCCUAAAUUUUGUGACAUCCCAUCCCAAGCCGUGGAGUUGAUGGAAAGCCAGAGUACGAUGUUGUCACAGCCCAUUGCCAGUAGCAGUGCCGGGGGCAUGAUCUCUUCUGCUGCUGCUUCUGUCACCUCUUGGUUUAAAGCAUAUACUGGACACCGCUGAUACUACACUGGAGAGGACUCUAACACAUGGAAAUACUUCUGAAUAGCAGGCAGGAGAUCAGUCUCAUGUGCAAAUAACAGACACUGUUUCUACUCAAACACUUUGUAUGUCAGUUAAUGUUUUGUUUAUUUGCCACUUGUAGCAGGGAGGGAUAUUGAAAGCUGGAGGGAAACUCACUUCCUAGUCUCUAAGAAUAAAAUAACAUAUUUGUGUUUUAGUCAACACAGCAGCCAUGCUUUAAAGGGUCAGUAACAUCCAAAAAUGCAAAGCAUUCAUAGGCAUUUAUGUAUCCACAGACACUUGUCCAGCUAUCGCUUUUGUGACUGGUUGGAAUUUUCUGAUUUAUCAAAGCAAAUUCCCUGGCACUGCUAGGUACACAUCUUUGGAAUCAUUUCAUGGACAGUAAAAUGAUGGCAAUGUAUAGGGAGCCUUUCUUUAUGUGUUUAAUGUUACUGGCACUUUAACAUCCAUCCCAUAGCACGUUGGAAAUAAUGCAUUUAGCUUCAUUAUUUUUUUAAGGAACAAAACACGAUUUCCGUUUUAAUGAACAUUUUAAGAUUAUUGGCAAUUCCUUUAAUUCACAUUUAGGGGCAGAUUUAUUAAGGGUCGAAUAGUAAAUUCGAUUUUUUUUUUUGGUGUCAAAAUUCACCCAAUUUGAAUGUGAGAUGUAUCGCACCUUGAUCAUGUAAAAAAUUCUAAUGUGAAUAUUCGCCACCUAAAACCUGUCUAGUUCAUUUACAAGCCAAUGCCAGAGGUCCGUUGAACCAUUUAAAUAUGUUAAUUGCCUUCCUGACAUUCAUGUUUUUUUCAGAGGGAAAA
Messenger RNA from Xenopus laevis (African clawed frog), 3000 nucleotides. It is a transcript of the gene atg14.L, whose product is annotated as autophagy related 14 L homeolog. Gene Ontology annotation, cellular component: extrinsic component of omegasome membrane; phosphatidylinositol 3-kinase complex, class III; extrinsic component of phagophore assembly site membrane. The coding region runs from base 637 to 2181 and encodes 514 amino acids. The transcript is spliced from 10 exons. NCBI's taxonomy places the organism in Eukaryota, Metazoa, Chordata, Amphibia, Anura, Pipidae. The record is from RefSeq and is a predicted model, not a curated record. Gene Ontology annotation, molecular function: phosphatidylinositol 3-kinase regulator activity; protein-membrane adaptor activity. Gene Ontology annotation, biological process: autophagosome assembly; autophagosome membrane docking; cellular response to starvation.